GCUUGUUGCUGUCGUUCAUGAUGGGUUCGUCUGUGGGGCAGACUCACGAUGUUUUGGCCCAAAGCUAGGCUAGUAACGUUAUACGCUAUUUAUUGGGGCAAAUCUUUCUAGUUAACUAGCUCACUACAGUAACUUCACUAAUAAUAGGUAACGUUAGUCCAAAUUGUCAGUCCAUAACACUUGUGUAAAAUUGUCACCUUUUCAGCCCCAUUGGAUGUAGUUAUGUCGUGGCGAAUAACCUGCAUAUUGCUACUUUAGUGUGUGUACAGUUGAAGUCGGAAGUUUACAUACACCUUAGCCAAAUACAUUUAAACUCCGUUUUUCACAAUUCCUGACAUUUAAUCCGAUUAAAAAUGCCCUGUUUUAGGUCAGUUAGGAUCACCACUAUUUUAAGAAUGUGUAAUGUCAAUAAUAGUGAAGUGAUUUAUUUCGGCUUUUAAUUUCUUUCAUCACAUUCCCAGUGGGUCUGACGUUUACAUACACUAUAUUUGUAUUUGGUGGCAUUGCCUUUACAUUGUUUAACUUGGGUCAAACGUUUCAGGCAGCCUUCCACAAGCUUUUCACAAUAAGUUGGGUGAAUUGUGGCCCAUUCCUCCUGACAAGAGUUGGUGUAACUGAGUCAUGUUUGUAGGCCUCCUUGCUCACACACGAUUUUUCAUUUCUGCCCACAAAUGUUCUAUAGGAUUGAGGUCAGGGCUUUGUGAUGGCCACUCCAAUACCUUGACUUUGUUGUCCUUAAGCCAUUUUGCCACAACUUUGGAAGUAUGCUUGGUGUCAUUGUUCAUUUGCGACCAAGCUUUAACUUCCUGACUGAUGUCUUGAGAUGUUGCUUCAAUAUAUCCACAACUUUUUUUGCUGUUCUGGGAUUGAUUUGCACUUUUCGCACCAAAGUACGUUCAUCCAAGUAGACAGAACGCAUCUGCUUCCUGAGCGGUAUGCCGGCUGCGUUGUCCCAUGGUGUUUAUACUUACGUACUAUUGUUUGUACAAAUGAAUGUGGUACCUUCAGGCGUUUGGAAAUUGCUCCCAAGGAUGAACCAGACUUGUGGAAGUCUACAAUUCUUUUUCCUGAGGUCUUUGCUGAUUUCUUUUGAUUUUCCCAUGAUGUCAAGCAAAAAGGCACUGAGUUUGAAGGUAGUGUUCACCAGGCCCCACCAUGCUGAGUUUCCUCCGCCGGACGCUGGGCCGGCAGUCCAUCCGUAAGCAUGCUGACAAGGCCCGGUUGAGAGAGGCCCAGCGGGCCACCACACACAUCCCUGCUGCCGGGGACUCCAAGUCUGUCAUCACCUGCUGUGUGUCAAUGCUGGACGGCACAGACGUCAGUGUGGACCUAGCGAAAAAAGCCAAGGGUGAGGAGCUGUUUGACCAGGUCAUGUACCAUCUGGACAUCGUAGAGAAGGACUACUUCGGACUACGCUUCAUGGACUCUGCACAAGUACCGCAUUGGCUUGACAUUACAAAAAGCAUUAAAAAACAAGUCAAAAUCGGACCUCCAUACUGCCUUCACAUGAGAGUUAAGUUCUACUCCUCAGAACCCAACAACCUGCACGAGGAGUUGACCAGAUAUCUGUUUGUAUUACAACUAAAGCGAGACCUCCUCAGUGGCAAGUUAGAAUGCCCUUUGGACACCGCAGUGGAACUGGCAGCCUUCUCGUUACAAGCUGAGCUGGGAGACUGUGACCCUGCGGAGCAUGCUCUGGACAUGGUGUCGGAGUUCCGCUUCAUGCCAGAGCAGACGGAGGCCAUGGAGCUGGCCAUCUUCAACACCUGGAAGGAGUGCAGGGGCCAGAUGCCGUCGCAGGCAGAGAUUAACUACCUGAACAAGGCCAAAUGGCUGGAGAUGUAUGGGGUGGACAUGCACAUGGUCAAGGCUCGAGAUGGUAAUGAAUACCAGUUAGGACUGACUCCCACUGGAGUGCUGGUGUUUGAGGGAGAGACCAAGAUAGGCCUGUUCUUCUGGCCCAAGAUCACCCGUCUAGACUUUAAGAAGAGCAAGCUGACCCUGGUGGUGGUGGAGGAGGAUGGAGAAGAGGCUCAGGAGACAGAAGAGGGCAAAGAGCAGCAGCACACGUUUGUGUUCCGUAUGGACCACCCCAAGGCUUGUAAGCACCUGUGGAAGUGUGCUGUGGAACACCAUGCUUUCUUCCGGCUCCGCGGCCCCGUCCAGAAGGGCUCAGCGCGAUCCGGGUUCAUCCGCAUGGGGUCACGCUUCCGCUACAGUGGGAAGACUGAGUACCAGACCACCAAGGGCAACAAAGCCAGGAGGUCAGCAUCGUUUGAGAGGAGGCCCAGCCGACGCUACUCCAGGAGGACCAUGAUGAACCGGGGAGCCAACAAACCCCAGGAUCACAACAACGGAAUGAGCCCCAACACAGAUGCCAAGCCCCUCCACAUCAGAAGCCCCUGGUCCCUGCCCGUGGUCAGCCCUGCAUCCUCAGGCUCCACCAGCAGACCUAUGAAAAUCGAAACCCUCCCCAGGAGUCCUGGCGGUGGCCAAUCGGAGAAGAGGAGCAUGGCCUUGCCACUCGUAGCCGAUCUGCUGGAGACAUGCGUUAAUGACGUCACCCAUACACCCGUUCCCAUGGCGACAGCAGGCCUGUCUGAGGAGGCGGGGCUAAGCAUGGCUGCCUCCGCCUCCAGCCUCACAGGGGAGGAGAAAGUCUCUCUUGCCGAGGCGGCAACGCGGCUGAAGCAGCUGGAACUACACAGUCUCUCGCUCCCUGUCCCUUCCAGAGCCAACCUCAACAUGAACAACCAGGAGGAUGUGGUGAAGCUCACAGAGGAGUGUCUGAACAGUGUGGCUAGCAGCUCUGUGCCUUCUCCACUUCGCCCCCCAGAGGACCUGAAGAGGAACAUUAUCAAAGCCCAGGCACAGGCUGCCCUCAAGAGCUCCCUGGAGGAGCACGUUGUGAUGGGGGACAAGAACACCAAUGUACAGGAAGCUGCAGCCAGUGUUGAGAUGUUGGCUGUGGAUCUCAUGCAAUCAGCACCUAUGAUGCCCCUUGAAAUACUUGACGGAGGGCAACCAACAAAGGCCGAACCUGAGGAGCUGAAGAUUCCCACCCCUCCGUCACUGCGGGCCCCGCUGAGCAGUAACCUGAUAGACUUCUCAGACCCAACCCCAGUAUUACCGCCACCAUCAGUGCAAUCCAAGCCCAUGAUAUCACCUCGCUGGAUCAUCCCUGCUGCUGCAUGGUGGGAACUACCUUUGCCAGCAAGCCAGCCCGCAAGCAAGCAAGCAAGCCAGCCCGCAAGCAAGCAAGCCAGCCAGCCAGCCCGCAAGCAAGCCAGCCAGCCCGCAAGCAAGCCAGCCAGCCCGCAAGCCAGCCAGCAAGCAAGCAAGCAAGCCAGCCAGCAAUCCAGCCCGCAAGCAAGCCAGCCAGCAAUCCAGCCCGCAAGCAAGCCAGCCCGCAAGCAAGCCAGCCAGCAAUCCAGCCCGCAAGCAAGCCAGCCCGCAAGCAAGCCAGCCAGCAAGCCAGCCCGCAAGCAAGCCAGCAAGCCAGCCAGCCAGCCAGCAAGCAAGCAAAAAAAACUCUGACAGCUAUUUUCUUUUUACUAUGAAUCUAUUGUGUACACCAGAAAGUGAGUGGCUUUGGGCUAUUAUUGUUCAGUCAAACAUCUACCACUGCUGUGCUGGAACCAUUAAAUUGGGCUGCUGCUGUAUGAGUAAUGAGUUUAAUCACCUCUAUACAGAUGAAGUCAAAUGCUGCAGGAGUCCCAACAGUAUUGGCUUUCUGCUCAGCUCUCUGAGAUAGACACAGAGGCUUUGUAGAGGCUGUGUUUGGGUUGCAUGUGUAGGUAUUCGUGUGUCCAUCGUCCAUCCCCCAACAAAUUAUUAGCAACAAAUGGAGAGAGAGAGAGAGCAGGGCAGGCUGUCUGUGUUUUACCGCUGGCUGGCAGCUGCAGGACCUAAUGGGGAUGUGGAAGGUGUAAUGGGUGUGAGUGAUCUAUCACCAGCAACACACAGAGGUGACAGAUCAGUGCCACAACAAUUACCAUAACACACAGGGUAUACAGAGCCUUCAGAAAGUAUUCAUACCCCUUGACUUAUUCCACAUUUUGUUGUUACAGCCUGAAUUCAAAAUGGAUUCAAUUGAUUUUUUGUAUUUCACCAAUCUACACACACUACCCCAUAAUGACAAAGUGAAAACAUGUUUUUAGAAAUCUUUACAAAUUGAUUGAAAAUGAAAUACAGAAAUAUCUAAUUUACAUAAGUAUUCACACCCCUGAAUCAAUACAUGUCAGAAUCCCCUUUGGCAGUGACCACAGCUGUGAGUCUUUCUGGGUACAUCUCUAAGAGUGAUUACAGCUGUGAGUCUUUUUGGGUAAGUCUCUAAGAGUGAUUACAGCUGUGAGUCUUUUUGGGUAAGUCUCUAAGAGUGAUUACAGCUGUGAGUCUUUCUGGGUACAUCUCUAAGAGUGAUUACAGCUGUGAUUCUUUCUGGGUACAUCUCUAAGAGUGAUUACAGCUGUGAGUCUUUCUGGGUAAGUCUCUAAGAGCUUUGCACACCUGGAUUUUACAGUAUUUGCUCAGUAUUCUUUUCAAAAUUCUUCAAGCUCUGUCACAUUGGUUGUUGAUCAUUGCUUGCAAUGGCAGACGUAUCAUUAGGCUGAAGAAGCAAUUGCCUCACAUCAUCAAGGGGUCUCAUGAGCUGGGCAUAAAACAAAUAUAUAUUUUAAACAACAAAAUUUUAUUUCUCUGCCUUCUGCAUCAUCUGUGGUGUAAGGUGGCCGAGCUACAGCGGUGUUUGUCAGACCAGGAGACGUUCCCAAAAUUGGUCUUCUCAUUUUGAACGGCACUCUACACCCCUCUAUGGAACUGGGAGAAGGGGAGUCUCACCAACAGUAAGGAGAUCACCGUUUUGUUCUACAACCCCACAAGUGCCACGAGACUUGUAUGAAGGUACUUGGGCUGAGAAAUGAAUGGAAAUGAAUAAGGCAUUUCCACGUAAAAGGUAGAUGGGUAAUUCAAAGACACUUCAAAACAUACUUUUAUUUACUAUCAAAAGGAAGUAUCUGUUUUUCCGUGUAUGAAUCUGUUAUUAAACACGCUUCUAUGGGCUAAAGCAGUAAGGCCAAAUUCAAUGUUUCAUCAAAUCAUUUUUUGAAUAUACACUGCUCAAAAAAAAUAAAGGGAACACUUAAACAACACAAUGUAACUCCAAGUCAAUCACACUUCUGUGAAAUCAAACUGUCCACUUAGGAAGCAACACUGAUUGACAAUCAAUUUCACAUGCUGUUGUGCAAAUGGAAUAGACAACAGGUGGAAAUUAUAGGCAAUUAGCAAGACACCAGCGCACCAGAGACUCCUGUGGCGGCCCGGGCGCAGUGCGCACUAACCAAGGUUGCCAGGUGCACGGUGUUUCCUCCGACACAUUGGUGUGGCUGGCUUCCGGGUUUGACACCUUCAGUGUCUUUAGAUAUUUUUGUCAGAUGUUACUAUGGAAUACUGAAGUAUAAUUACAAGCAUUUCAUAAAUGUCAAAGGCUUUUAUUGACAAUUACAUGAAGUUGAUGCAAGAGUCAAUAUUUUCAGUGUUGACCCUUUUUUUCAAGAUCUCUGAAAUCUGCUCUGGCAUGCUGUCAAUUUACUUCUGAGCCACAUCCUGACUGAUGGCAGCCCAUUCUUGCAUAAUCAAUGCUUGGAGUUUGUCAGAAUUUGUGGGUUUUAUUUGUCCACCCGCCUAUUGAGGAUUGACCACAAGUUCUCAAUAGGAUUAAGGUCUGGGGAGUUUCCUGGCCAUGGACCCAAAAAAUCAAUGUUUUGUUCCCUGAGCCACUUAGUUAUCACUUUUGCCUUAUGGCAAGGUGCUCCUUCAUGCUGGAAAAGGCAUUGUUCG
Molecule: messenger RNA, 5838 nt
Organism: Oncorhynchus nerka (sockeye salmon)
Lineage: Eukaryota; Metazoa; Chordata; Actinopteri; Salmoniformes; Salmonidae
Product: band 4.1-like protein 5
Exons: 24
Coding region: 1156-3537 (793 amino acids)
Cellular component (GO): cytoskeleton
Molecular function (GO): cytoskeletal protein binding
Source: RefSeq, a predicted model, not a curated record